This is a messenger RNA of Mesocestoides corti, 843 nucleotides long. NCBI's taxonomy places the organism in Eukaryota, Metazoa, Platyhelminthes, Cestoda, Cyclophyllidea, Mesocestoididae. The record is from the annotation of a GenBank genome assembly.
AUGUGGACAUCCCCUACCAACUGCAACUCCCCGCCAGUUGGAGUUUUUGAACUGCGCAAUCCCCACCAACGAGCAAUUCGAGUCUGUGCUGAGGCGAUAAUCACAUCGGAGGAUUUAUGGCUCAGCUCCCCUCUUAGCCGGGGAAAAAAGGGACACGAGCGGCAAUUACUGCUCAUCCAAGCCCUUCGAUACCCAAGGGGAAACGUGGCAGUCACCGAGGUGGAGGAAGGAGGGAGUGGUGGUGGUGGCUCUUCAACAAAUUUCACUUCUGAGCAAUUGGAUGACAGUAAACAGCGGAACCACCGAAGCACCGAAAUGCUGUCACGUGCCUCCGCAAAUCCCCCUGAGAGCCGAAGCACCACACCGGCAGCGCCCAGACGCCGUCUACACCGAUCCGUCAGUCGGGAAGGGCGCGUGCACUCGUGGCGUGGCUGGAUCCGAUUGGUCAAGCCCAACUGUGGUGACUCAUUCGGAAUCGGUCUCUCUGAGGGUAUGCAUUCACGAGGGAUCUACGUCUCUGCCAUUCGACCCGGGUCCAUCGCUGACACGUCUGGUCUCCUUCAAAUUUACGACCGCAUUGUUAAGGUGAACGAUGUUUCAACAAAGAACCGGACCUGCAGAGAGGUGGUCUCGCUCAUUCGCCGAUCCAGCCCCGUACUCGAUCUCUUCAUUCACAGACGUCGCGAUAACGCGGCCUUAGCAGGCGAAGAGGAAGUUGAAAAUUCUGACAAUGAGAAGUUGGAGAAGGAGGAGGAGGAAGAAGAAGAAAGAGAAGAGGAGAUAGCUAAGUUUGUCGGUCUCAAUGUUGUUAUCUUCGCCUCACGCAGCCACGCACCACGUUGA